Molecule: messenger RNA, 756 nt
Organism: Miscanthus lutarioriparius
Lineage: Eukaryota; Viridiplantae; Streptophyta; Magnoliopsida; Poales; Poaceae
Source: the annotation of a GenBank genome assembly
AUGCGGCGGCGGCGGGGGCAUGGCCGCGGAGCUGGUUCGGCUCUGCUGGGAGCAGGCGUUGCCAGGCUCCGCCGCCUCCUCGUCCUCCCCAACGGCCGCCUCCACACCCCCAUGAGCGCGCCCUUGCUAGGAGCCGCCUGCAACUGCCGGCAUCGAGGCCUCGCCAUCCGCGGCCCCGCCCGGCUUUGCGUCUCGCCAGGUCUGGCACGGCCGGCGGCCUGGCUUGGCGGCGUGGGCUGCCCUCAGCCUUCCCCUCCUUUCCUCUGCUGCUUCCUCCUCCUCCUGCCCCAUCCUCCUCCUGCUUCCUUCAUAGCCGCCGCCGCUUUUUGGUGGGCGUGGGCGGACGCGCGCACCUUGCUGAGCCCGCUCUCAGGUGUCGCCCCCUCGGACUGCCGCGUCCGCGGAUGUGCCCACCUCGCCGCCCGCACCAUCCUGGCAGCGCGGACGGCCGCCACCGUGCCCGGAUCUCGCCUCCUCCACCGCCCUCGCCGGAUCUACGUGGUGCCGCCGUUCACCGGAGACUGGGGAGGAGGGGUCGCGUGCUGGCGUCCGCAGCCCUGCCUCGCCCUCGCCGUCGCCCUGGCAGCCGGCGCUGCCGCAGCACGGGGACUCGGAGAGAAGGAAGAAACUAAGAGAGUGGCUAGGGUUGGCAUGGUCGGAAUUGGAGAACUACAUGUGACAGACUAUACUACUUCAAUCAUCCCUAUACUAAUCAAACAUUAUUUUUCUAUUAUAAAUUUACCAUUCUACCCUUAA